AUGGUUUUCUCACGUACCUUUACUAGCGUUGUUAUUGUCGCAACCUAUGCGUCGCUCUCUCUUUGCGCUCCUUCAAAGAUUCAGCCGCUGCUCCCCGGCACCAACUUGGCCUCAACCAGCGCUGUUAACGCCUUGAGCUGUUCUGAUUUAUCAAUCUACGAGUACCAACAGGCAGAAUUGAUUGCAAAAGCUUGUUCAGUGGCAAAGUCCGUGACAUCCAUCCAUCUACGAGAAAGGAGCUCGACUGGCUCCGUUGCCGGUGGUAACAUCGGUGCCAACGUCGAUGCUAGUGCAUUUCUCAACUUAUUCGACACUUGUAAUGGCCUCUCUCAAGUCUUGACCAACGCGAUUGGCGGUUCAGCCAUGCUAGUUUCGGGCUUAGUUUCAAACCUCGUGGUACCCAUUCUAACUCAUACUACUCAGCAGCUCCAGGCUACUCUCGCUACCCUCAAUAACGUCGUUGCUUGCACAGAUGCUACGGUCGCUGCUACAGUCUACGAAGCCUUCAAAGUGUUCGCAUCUGUGCAGAAAAAACUCUUCGUCUUCAUCUCCGCCAAUGUUUCCCUCUUGGUGAAAUUGAACUUGAAGUCGACUGUCCACACUGCUCUUGUAGGCUUGGAGCAAUUGCUCGAGACCUACCUCGAAGCUUUAUUCACCUACAUCUCUUCAGACCUUGACACUUUGAACUUGCGUGCUUCGUUGACUGCAAGUGUCAAAUCCGCCAUUGAUGCUUGUGCAUGA
Melampsora larici-populina 98AG31 is the source of this 741-nucleotide messenger RNA. RefSeq lists its product as uncharacterized. The record is from RefSeq and is a predicted model, not a curated record. The transcript has 5 exons. Lineage: Eukaryota; Fungi; Basidiomycota; Pucciniomycetes; Pucciniales; Melampsoraceae. The coding region runs from base 1 to 741 and encodes 246 amino acids.